Messenger RNA from Bactrocera dorsalis (oriental fruit fly), 718 nucleotides. RefSeq lists its product as uncharacterized. The coding region runs from base 129 to 701 and encodes 190 amino acids. The transcript is spliced from 3 exons. NCBI's taxonomy places the organism in Eukaryota, Metazoa, Arthropoda, Insecta, Diptera, Tephritidae. The record is from RefSeq and is a predicted model, not a curated record.
UUGUGAAGCUAUUCUUGCUCAAACCUCAUAAGAAAAAAGCUUAAAAAAGUCACCACGUGAGGUGAAAAGCUUUUUGCUGUCAAACAGCUGUUUUAAUAGAAAUAAACAAACAAAAAUAUAAUCAAGAUAUGCGUACAAAAACCGAAAGGACAACUCAGGAGCAGCUGCAGGCGACUGGUGGAGGUCCUCCGAUAAAAGGAAUAACGGAGUUCGAGGAGCAAGCCAUUACAAUCUUUGGUGUAGCAGCGGUGGAUGGAUUGCCGGGUGUUGGGACUUUGGGUCACCAGGUUUUGCCGCCGUUGUAUAUAAAUACAGAACCAGUCUCCGCUCAAGCUCCAGCUUCCUCCCAAACAAUCACAUCGCCUGCUCUCUCAAUCAAUUUUUCUUCCUCCCCAUCACCUCCAGAUUUGUCCUCUUCUUCCUUAUCUCCUUCCAUCUUACCUUCUCCUAUGUCAUCGCCUACUUACAUCCCUUCUGAAGGUAAAUUGACUGCAGCGAAGAUGCUUGGAGCAGUGCUAAAAAAAAUGGAGGAUCAUGAAAAGCGAGAGGAGGAGGCCAUUGCUCUACAAAAGAAAAUUGUAGAGCAAAACGAGCAGAUGACGGCAGUGCUGAACCAAAUGUCACAAGCACUAACCUCGAUGUCAGAGGUUAUGGUUAAAUUGUGCGAAAAAUUAAAUAAUAAUAAUAAUACUAAAAUAUAAUGAAUUAUUUAAACAUG